Molecule: messenger RNA, 1191 nt
Organism: Opisthocomus hoazin
Lineage: Eukaryota; Metazoa; Chordata; Aves; Opisthocomiformes; Opisthocomidae
Source: RefSeq, a predicted model, not a curated record
AUGAGCCUGGGGAAGCUGCCUGAGCUCAGCUGGGUGUCGGGCUCCCACGGCAAGCGGCGGCUGAAGUCGGAGCUGACACCGGACAUGAUCAGCCCACCGCUGGGGGACUUUCGGCACACCAUGCACGUGGGGCGCGGCGGGGACGUCUUCGGGGGCACCUCCCUCCUCAGCCACCACGGUGGGGCCGACACAGCCAAAGCCAACAAACUCUUCGCACGUCGCCUCGCCGCCCCGGCCGCCUCGCCCAUCAUCAAGAACGCCGUCUCGCUGCCGCAGCUCAACGAGGGGACGUACGACGGUGGUGGUGGGGGCCGGGGCUUGACCAGCAAGUUCUCCUUCAAAAGUUCCUCCAACAGCUUCUCCAAAACACACCAGGCCUACGGGCUGGAGUCCGGGUUUUGCACCAUCCCUCGCGUCCCUCGCUCGGAAAAGGCCCAGGAGAGCACCUACCCCGGGGAAGCAGAGCUGAAGCGCUCCGACUCCCUGCUCUCCUUCCGCCUUGACCUGGGGCCCUCCCUGAUGAGCGAGCUUCUCCAGGUGAUGAGCUUCUCCGAAACCAACGGGAGCGAGGUGGGGGAGGAUGGCCCAGACCUCCCAUGUGGUGAAGGGACCAGGGACAGGGUCCCUCUGACAUCGGGUGCAUCCCAUGGAGAGGACAAGGAAACGGCCAGCUUCUGGGACCGCUCCAGGCAGAGCAGGCUGUCAGGGGCCAGCUCGCUGCCGGGACUGUCUGUCCAUGCCAAUGGAGAGGCACACGCCAUCGAGGGCGCUGGAGAGGACCCUGCCUGGGCUUUGGGGCCGGGGGCAGCGCCCAGAGGGACCCCGUGGCAGGGGCACUGGAACGACUGCACCAUCGAGGCGGGAGAGUUUGACCGGGCGGCCCAGGUCCUGGCCCGUCAUUACGGUGGGACCAGCACCCCGCGGAGCUCAGAGAAGGGUGAGGGUCCCCGGCAGGCCCGGACGCAGACCCAGUGGGAGAGCCCCAGCAGCAGCCUGUGGCGGUCGCAAGUGACAGGGGAGAGCCGGUCCCCCGAGGCCACCUGGAACCAAGAAGAGGAGGAGGAGGAGGAGGAGGAAGAGGAGGCGGCCGAGCUCUCCAGCCUGCACGGGGGGUACACUGGUGCCCGGGUGGUGCGCAGCAAUUCCUUCGAGUACAGUGAUGAGGAGGAAGAUGAUGAAGUCAAGGUGUGA